AAUUUGCAUUCGUGCAGUCGAUCGUCAGUUGCUUUGGUUUGUUUGUGGCGUUCAGACGAAACGGCGACAGUGCGAUUAACGGGGAGCCUAGUGGAAAAUGUUCAGCCUCGUGGUGGUUGUGUGCCUGCAGCUGCUAUUGCAGCAGUUUAUGGAAUCGGCUGUAGCCCAACCCUUUCCCAACUAUCAUACGGACUUCGUGGACAUCAAGCAGCAUAAGAAUGUGCCGAAAUGGUGGCAAACUGGCGCCUUCUAUCAAAUAUAUCCAAGGUCAUUUAAAGACAGCAAUGGCGACGGCGUGGGCGAUCUGAACGGCAUUGCGGAUAGUUUGCCUUAUCUGAAGGAAUUGGGUAUUACGGCCACUUGGCUGUCGCCCAUAUUUAGCUCGCCCAUGGCGGACUUUGGCUAUGACAUUGCCAACUUUACCGAAAUAGCGCCCAUCUUUGGCAGCAUGGCCGACUUCGAGCAUCUCAUGAAGGUCGCAAAAGAACUGGACGUGAAGAUAAUUUUGGAUUUUGUGCCGAAUCAUUCGAGUGAUGAGUGCGAUUGGUUCAAGCGUUCCGCAGCAGGCGAGCCAGACUACAAGGAUUUCUAUGUAUGGCAUCCCGGGCGCAUGGUGAAUGGUACUCGCCAUCCGCCUAGCAACUGGGUGAGCGUGUUCCGCGGCUCCGCUUGGCAGUGGCACGAGGGUCGCCAGGAGUACUAUCUUCAUCAGUUUCUUAAGAAGCAACCCGAUUUGAAUUAUCGAAAUCCGAAAGUGCGGGAAACCAUGAAGAAUGUUCUUCGCUUUUGGUUGGCCAAGGGCGUUGCCGGCUUUCGCAUUGAUGCUGUGCCCAGCGUGUUUGAGAUAGCGCCCGAUGCUGCAGGUCAAUAUCGCGAUGAGCCUCGCAAUGAUUGGGUCAAUGAUCCCGAUGACUACGGCUAUCUGCAGCACAUAUACACGGUCGAUCAGCCCGAAACGCUGGCAAUGGUGUACGAUUGGCGUGCCGUGCUGGAUGAGUUCACUGACGGCGACGAGCGCAUCUUGCUGGCCGAGACCUAUUCACCUAUUGAUAUUGUGAUGCAGUACUACGGCAAUGCAACGGCCGAGGGUGCCCAGCUGCCGUUCAACUUUCUGCUGAUAACCGAAAUCUCAAAUACUUCCAAUGCCAAUGACUAUGCACGCACCAUACAAAAGUGGUUGCAGCACAUGCCGCAGGGUCGCACUGCUAAUUGGGUGCUGGGCAACCACGAUCAGUGGCGCGUGGCCUCGCGCUUGGGCGCAGAUCGCGUGGAUAUGCUGAAUAUGCUGAUCACCACUUUGCCGGGCGCCAGUGUGACCUAUCAGGGCGAGGAGCUGGGCAUGACAAAUGUGUGGAUCUCAUGGAAGGAUACCGUCGAUCCCUCUGCGUGCAACACCAAUGCCAGCGUCUAUGAGCACUUCUCCCGCGAUCCCGAACGCACGCCCUUCCAGUGGAGCAGCGACGCCAAUGCUGGCUUUAGCAAUGCCAGCAAGACAUGGCUGCCCAUUGCCGAGGACUAUAAGCAGAUCAACGAAGAUGAGGAGCGUCAAAAGCCUGUUAGCCAUCUAAACAUCUAUAAGCACAUGCUGACACUCAAACGCGAAGUGCAAACUCUGCAACUGGGCGAAACUGAGGUGAAGGCUUUGAACAGUGCAGUUCUGGGUGUAAAACGCUUUCUUCAGCAUGACUUUAUCUAUGUGACAGUGCUGAACAUCUUCGAUGACAUCGAAACAAUCAAUCUGAAAGAAAGCUUCACAGAUUUGACUGAACAAAUGAAAGUUGUGAUGGUCUCAACCAACUCCAAACUGAAAGUCGGUGAUCUUAUCAAUGCCACUGCACUGGAGCUGCUACCCAAGGAGUCGCUGCUUCUGAGAACCCUGCCCACUUUUUACACGUACUAUACGAAUGGAGAAGCCCGUCAGCUGCCGGUGCUGGUCAUUUAUCUGGUGCUGGCUCAAGUGUUGCUCUACCUGAGCUAUCAUCGAGCCCUGUAGUUAUUACGAAUGCACAAAACCAAAUAAAUACUUAACCACAAUCAA
Messenger RNA from Drosophila hydei, 2038 nucleotides. RefSeq names its product maltase A3. NCBI's taxonomy places the organism in Eukaryota, Metazoa, Arthropoda, Insecta, Diptera, Drosophilidae. Bases 98 to 1993 code for a protein of 631 amino acids. The record is from RefSeq and is a predicted model, not a curated record. Gene Ontology annotation, biological process: carbohydrate metabolic process. The transcript is spliced from 6 exons.